CAAAGAUGCUGACGUGGGGCCUUGUCGGGGGCAUCCUCUGCCUCUGGUUCUCGUUCGAGCCCGCGGUGUCGAUCGCGAUGCUGCUCAGCAUGUUCGUGCUUGUCUCGUAUGCGGCCAACAACCUCAUCCUGCGCUGCUCGCCCGUGCACAUGUGCCACUUGGACGCUGCCGACGAGCGCGCGGCCGUCGCCAAGGACAAGUCGCCGCCAGCGCUUGCGCUGGAGAAGCAGCCGUGGCACGUGCCGUCGCUCGAAAUCAGCGAGAUGCUGCUCAACAACAGCAACAAUAAGAUGCAGGGCGACGUCGUGCAAGGCCAGGCCAUCUGGCCCAACUCGGACGAGCCGAUCGCGUUUGAGAACGACCUCUUCCGCGGCAAGGUGCUCUUCUUGCUGCGCACCGAGCCUGAGAGCCCGAAAUGGCACCACCUCUUUGCCGGCCGCCGUCGGCUCUUCUGGGUCCAGCUCCAGGGUCAAUUCAAGGUGCAGCCCGUCGGCACGGUCUACAUUGGCGGCGAGGUGCCGCGCAAGAUGAAGCUGGGCUUUGUCACCAACACACUCGUGCGCAUCCUUCUCUCGGUGCUCAACUGCCUCGUUGUCGGACUGCACUACGGCCUCGGCCACGCAUACCCAAAGGACGUGGUUGCGCCCGAGGACGAAGAGCUCCCGCACCUCUCGUUCCCGCUCCAAUCGUCCGUCGACGAGUUCAUUUGCACGCGCGCCGGUGAUCUACCGCCUGCGCUGGGCACCGACGGGCUCGGCGAGUCCACAGACGCGCGCGGUCGGCGCAAGGCGGGCACGCAGCGCUACGAGUUCAACACGUCGGACACGUACUCGUUCUCGUUCUUCAGCUUCUUCAUCGACUUUGAGCGCUGGAAGGUCGUCAACGUGCCAGGCAUGCCGGACACGAGCCUCUCGACGUUCUGGGACACCAUGCCGCUGCGCAUCGUCGCGUACAGCCUCAAGGCGCCGACGGGCCACCGCCAUGACCGCCAUGUCGCUGGCCAGAAGCAGUACUACCUCUGCUUGCAGUUGUCGCCGACACCGACGGCUGUUCGACCUCGCACGGCCCAAUCGGUAUUUGGCCUCGACAUGGAGAAUGAAGCCAGCGAGUUUCUCAAGGACGAAGAAGCCCACCAUAGCCAACUGCUCGCGGAGUUGGACGUGUUUGAGUUCUCCGUGCCCGUGUGGGUCGAGUACUUUAGCACGACCGAGGGUGUCAAGGGCGCGGGCGAGCGCCGCGUCGGGUACCUCUUUGACAUUCUCGAGUACACAGACGCGAGCAGGACGAUGCUCAAGAAGCACCGGUUCGCACUGCACACCGCCGUCCAGACGAACCUCGCCAUCUCGCUGGCGUCCGACGAUUUCGAUGCGGACGAUCCCACGAUUGAGUUUACAAUCCAAACGAAAACGAGCUCGAGCCGCGCGAUCGACACGGAGCGCAGUCUCAUUGACGCGGCGCUGCACGAUCUCGCGGCCGACGCGUCGUCGUCAUCGUCGUCUCUCUCGCGCAAGAUUGCGGCCAAGACAGCGCUCAAGCGGCUCUUGACGCAGCCGAGCUCGGUCGUCGUGCGCAUGCUCUGGGACUCGCACUGGCGCAACGAGUGGCUCGUCCUCGACACGAAGAAGCACGAAGUGCGCUUCUUCCGCACGCAGUCGUCGACGCCGUGCCUCGUCAUUCGAAUCGCCGACAUCUUUGACGUGACACCGGCCAGCGACUACCUCAACUUGCCGCCGCCCGCCAACUCGGACGGCAUGUACUGGUUUGAGAUUGAGACCUUGACGCGCGUGCACUGCAUCGCGGUUGCGUCCCUCGGCGAGUGCGAGUUUUGGCACCGCGCGAUCGUCGCGGAGAUGGACAAUCUCUCGGGCGUUGUCAUGGCGCACGACCUCGUGAGCAAGCCGUAUUACCUCGUAGCCUCAACCCUUGGCCGCGACCGAUACCAGUCCGCGCUGCACUGCGGCACGCGGGACGACGACGCCGUCGCCAAGGACGAGCAGCGGCGCGUGCUCAACGACCGGCGGAUCGGCGUUCGCUUUGGCGCGUCGGCCGAUUUAGACGUCUGCGACGUUGUCGAGCAAGCGCUGCGGAUGGCGAUUCUGCUGCGCCAGCACCCGCAGCUGUGUCUGACGCAUGAAGUGCUCAUGUUUCUGGACGUCGUCGCGAGCAUCAAGCAAGUCAAUUCGACCUUGACGCUCUUUGCGAUGAACAGCCCGGACCGCACCGCGUUCUUCCUCAACUUGUACCAUCUCCAAGUGCUCCACGGACACUUCUUGGACCUCCUCCCGCACUCGAAAGCGACGUGGGCAACGUUCUUCAACACCGUUGCGUACGACGUUGCGGGCCUGCUGUUUACACCGGCUGAGAUCGAGCACUGCAUCCUCCGAGCGUCGCUGCCGCCGUUCAAGGCGCCCUUCCCGCGCCCAAACUGGUCGACGAGCGACCCGCGAUCAGCGCUCGAGGUCCGCGGCGCCGACUACCGCAUGGUGUUCGCACUCAACCCGACGACGCGCGCGAGUGUGAGUGUCGUGACCGUCUACAGAGGCUUUGCGCUUGAGCACCAGCUCAACUUUACGGCGCGGCUCGUGCUCUCGACGCUCGUCUCGGCCGACAUGCGCAAGCACAUCAUCUACCUCCCGCGCGUCUGCGAGUGGUACGCGGCGGACUUUCCGGGCCACCACAACGUGAGCAACGUGGUUCGGACGCUCGUGAGCUACCUCGACGGCGACUUGAAGGCCAACGUCGAUGCGCUCCUGAGCCAGCCGAGCAAACUCGCCAUCAAGUAUUUAAACUACGACUAUAGCUUCCACGCGACAGUCCAACUCAGCAACUGGAAGGCGCAGCCGUCGACCGCGACCGCCAGCUAACAAAACAAACACACGCGAUUGCCCUUUUCUCGUAUUGGGAGCGUCAUGAACCUACUGAUUAACAUCUUAGUUUAGUCAGAG
Molecule: messenger RNA, 2945 nt
Organism: Saprolegnia parasitica CBS 223.65
Lineage: Eukaryota; Oomycota; Saprolegniomycetes; Saprolegniales; Saprolegniaceae
Exons: 2
Coding region: 6-2864 (952 amino acids)
Source: RefSeq, a predicted model, not a curated record